AUGAAGAUUAUCACCAUCCUAACAAUAAUAACCUUCUGUUUUGUCUUUCCUUUCGUCUUUGCAAACCUAAGGCUUGGCUUCUAUGGUGUCAGUUGUCCAAAAGCAGAGGCAAUUGUUCGUGAUGUUGUUCAGAGGCAUUUCAACAAAGACAGAUCCAUAACCGCCGCCUUGCUUCGCAUGCACUUUCAUGAUUGUUUUGUUCGAGGUUGUGAUGCGUCACUGCUAAUAGAUCCAACGGGGAACAGGUCAUCGGAGAAAGAUGCAGUGCCGAACCGAACUGUUCGAGGAUACGACAUCAUUGACGACGCUAAGAGUAUUUUGGAACGAGCUUGCCCUGAAACGGUGUCGUGUGCAGAUAUCAUAUCACUGGCGACGAGAGACGCAGUGGCUCUAGCCGGCGGACCAAGUUACAAUGUCCCGACGGGAAGAAGAGACGGGUUAGUUUCGAACCCAAGAGAAGUGAGACUUCCGUCGCCGACACUGUCGGUAUCGGAAGCUAUGCAGUCGUUCGGCGCAAAGGGGUUUUCGCUGAUAGAAAUGGUGACGCUGGUGGGAGGAGGACACUCAGUUGGAGUGGCGCAUUGUAGCAUGUUUCGCGAGAGGCUUUCGAGCUUUCGAGGAGGAAGUGUUGAUCCCACCAUGGAUCCUGAUUUGGAUGCAAGGUUGGUGCAGUUAUGUGGAUCGUCGAACCGGCCGGCCACGAACGAUCCGACCGUGUUUUUGGACCUAAACACGCCGUUUGCGUUUGAUAAUAGAUUUUAUAAUCAAAUUCUUGAGAGGAGAGGCAUACUUCACUUCGAUCAGCAGCUCGCUAUGGACGAAUCAUCGAGAGACAUGGUUUCGCGUUUUGCGACGGAUGGUGAUAUCUUGUUUCAGAAUUUUGCAAAUGCGAUGAUAAAAUUGUCUGCUGUUAACGUUUGGCUUGAUAAUGAAGGAGAGAUUCGAAGGAAUUGCAGGGCUUUUAAUUAAUAAUCAAUUAAUUAAUUCCCUCUUUAUAGAAUGAAUGAAUGAAUGA
Messenger RNA from Arachis stenosperma, 1015 nucleotides. Its product is annotated as peroxidase 44-like. Gene Ontology annotation, biological process: response to oxidative stress; hydrogen peroxide catabolic process. Gene Ontology annotation, molecular function: peroxidase activity; heme binding. The transcript has 2 exons. The record is from RefSeq and is a predicted model, not a curated record. The coding region runs from base 1 to 969 and encodes 322 amino acids. Lineage: Eukaryota; Viridiplantae; Streptophyta; Magnoliopsida; Fabales; Fabaceae. Gene Ontology annotation, cellular component: plasmodesma; plant-type cell wall.